Hibiscus syriacus is the source of this 696-nucleotide messenger RNA. Its product is annotated as non-specific lipid transfer protein GPI-anchored 1-like. The record is from RefSeq and is a predicted model, not a curated record. The transcript is spliced from 2 exons. NCBI's taxonomy places the organism in Eukaryota, Viridiplantae, Streptophyta, Magnoliopsida, Malvales, Malvaceae. The coding region runs from base 44 to 625 and encodes 193 amino acids.
CCAAAAACUCAACAAGUAAAGAAAAGCAGUGAAGAUUGAAGAAAUGGGAAAAGAACAAAGAAGAGUGAAGGGUUCGAUAGUUUCAAUCGCGACGAUCACGAUGCUGGCGUGUUUCGUCGGUGCGGCGGACGAGAGCGGAUUAGCCAACCAGUGCAGCAAAGAUUUCCAGAGCGUGAUGAGUUGCCUGAACUUUGCUCAGGGCAAGGCGGAGAAGCCGUCCAAGGAGUGUUGCGGUUCGGUGUCGAGCGUAAAAGAAAACGAACCCAAGUGUUUGUGUUAUAUUCUUCAGCAAAGCCAGACAUCUGGGGCUCAAAGUCUCAAGAGCAUGGGUGUGCAGCAAGAUAAGCUUUUUCAACUUCCUACGGCUUGCCAGUUGAAGAACGCUAGCGUCAGUGAUUGCCCGAAGCUUCUUGGAUUGGCCCCAAACUCGCCGGACGCGGCUAUCUUUACGAAUUCGUCGUCAACGACGGUGACGCCAGCUAGGCCGUCGUCUGGUUCGCAGAAUGCUGAUGACAAGUCCGGCGGGACGAAGCUUGAAGCUGCUGAUCAUUUUGUUGGUCCCGUGCUACUGGUUGCUUCGGCCGUGUUUUUCUUUUUCUAUGCACUUCCUGAUGGGAUUGCUUAACUGGUUUCACCAUUGUCGUUGUUUUUACUUUCUUAACUUAAAAUAUGAUCAUAUUUAUGGGAGAUUUUAAC